Messenger RNA from Pieris napi, 1440 nucleotides. RefSeq lists its product as uncharacterized. The record is from RefSeq and is a predicted model, not a curated record. The coding region runs from base 201 to 1268 and encodes 355 amino acids. NCBI's taxonomy places the organism in Eukaryota, Metazoa, Arthropoda, Insecta, Lepidoptera, Pieridae. The transcript has a single exon.
UUGGAACUUUUUUACAAAAAAAUAAUAUCUUAACGGAAUGUCAACAUGGCUUCCAGAAAAAUAAAAGCACCAACACCUUAUUAUCAAAUUUUACAGACGAAAUUAAUGCACAUUUGGAAAAUAAAAAAAUUAUUGUAGCUAUUUUUUAUGAUUUUAAGAAGGCUUUUGAUACCUUAAAUACUGAGACCCUCUUAAAUGGAAUGGAGGAGUGCGGCCUGGGGCAGCCGUUGAACCCUUGGUUCAGCGACUGUCUCACGGCGCGCUCUUACCGUGUGAAAGUCGGCGACGCAUUUAGUGAGGAGAAACAAGUAAACUGCGGCGUCCCCCAGGGUUCUGGGUGUGGGCCAGUGUGCUACCUGAUGUAUGUAAAUAGCCUCUGUGAAGUAUUACGUCACUGCUCGGCCCACAUGUUUGCUGAUGACCUUUGUACUCUCAGCGCUAGUACCGACCUCUCGGAGAUGUGUCGCCGGGUUCAAGAGGAUGUGGAUGCGGUAGUUAAAUGGUCACAUGAUAACGGCAUCAUAUUAAACGCUGACAAAACAAAGAUGAUAAUUAUUCACUCCCCGUAUUUAAGUUCUAUUGAUAAUCCACCUCCUCUUUUUGCGCACGGCUUUGAUUGCUUUCAUAACAACAAAAUUAACUGUACGUGUAAACCUAUCGAAAAAGUUAAUUGUGUAAAUUAUCUAGGAGUAAAAAUAGAUACGUCUUUUUCUUGGGAUUCCCAUAUAGAAUUUUUGUGUAGAAAACUAAGAAUUUUAUUAGAAAAGUUUUACCAUUUACGUACUAAAGUCUCAUUGCCCAUACUAAAAUGUUUAUAUUUUGCACUUGUGGAUUCCAUAAUAGGUUACGCUCUUGACUGCUAUGGGUUAACAUUUAAAACAUACAUUGAUAAAGUAGAAUCAUUACAAAUAAGAUUUUUAAAAUUACUAGUAAAUAAAAAGACAAGGAAUCAAUGUAAAGGAGAUUAUUAUAAACUAUUCAAAAUAUGUAAAAUUUUACCGGCUAGCCUGAAACAUAGAUUCCUUGUACUUGUAAAUAACCAUGGUAAGCAGGAUCGUUUUACUAGUUUGGUGCAUCAUAUAACUGACACAAGGUCAAUGUCCAAAGGUAAAUUUGAAAUACCCAUGGUGCAAAAUUAUUAUGGAGAUAGAACGUUGAAGAAGCGGAUUCCAUACUUGCUCAAUAGUUUACCCGAGGACAUAAGACGUGAGACUUCAUUGGAUAAAUUUAGAGGUUUAUUAAAAAACCAUUUGUUAAAUAUGCUGUAACCUAUAAGUAAAUUAAGUGUAUUAGUAUUAGUUGUAGUAGCAGUGUUAGUAAUUUAGUGAUUUAGAAGUUAUGUUUAUUUAAGGCGAGUCACCUGCAGUCAAACUGCGUAAGCAGUUUUGUGGGGCAUGGUUUGAUUUAAGGUGUAACUUUUUUGUGAAUAAAUAUAUUUAA